AACCAAUCAAAAUGCUCCGAGUGUAGGUGUGUAUGUGAAGGUCGUUCAAGAAAGGCGACUGUAAACAGAGAUUCGGUUCAUAUUUGACAGGACGAAAUGGAUGCGGGAAUUUCUCCAGCUAAACGGGCCAAGGUGGACAAUGGCACAACGAAAGAAGGUGAUCUGAAGACUUAUCAUGGUUACAUCGAGGAGGAGCACGAUAAAAACGCCAUCAGUCUCCUCUUUUCCACUGACGAGGAGGUCGGGGCACUGGCUGGCUGUCUCAAAGUCUUCAAGAAACACAAGGUGAACCUCUCCCACAUCGAGUCUCGCCCAUCCAAGAGAGGAAAAGACAGUUAUGACUUCUUCGUCAACUGCGAUUCUCAUCAACAGGCGACCUUUAAAGCGAUGGUGGAUGAACUCCGUAAACGGACAACAACUUUGAAAAUCCUAACUCGAGAUGGCGCUGAUGAAGGACCGGGAACAGUCCCAUGGUUCCCAAGAAAGAUCUGCGAGCUGGACCGAUUUGCAAACCAGAUCCUAAGUUACGGCUCGGAGUUGGACUCAGACCACCCGGGAUUUACGGACAGUGUUUACAGAGCGAGGAGGAAAGAGUUCGCUGACAUAGCCUUCCAUUACAAACAUGGAGAAGAGAUACCAAAAGUAACCUACACACCAGAGGAAAUUCAAACAUGGACUACUAUAUACGAUAAGCUGACUGCACUUUACCCAACACAUGCCUGUCGGGAGUUCAACCAUAUAUUCCCUCUCCUGGAAGAGAACUGUGGAUAUCGUCGGGAUAAUAUCCCACAGCUCGAGGACAUCUCCAAGUUCCUAAAAGACUGUUCUGGAUUCAGCUUACGACCGGUAGCUGGCCUACUGUCAUCACGCGAUUUCCUUGCUGGACUGGCAUUCCGAGUGUUCCAUGCGACACAAUACAUCCGUCAUAGUUCGAAACCUAUGUACACUCCUGAACCAGAUGUUUGCCACGAACUGAUUGGUCACGUGCCCCUCUUUGCUGACCCAGUAUUCGCCCGGUUUUCACAGGAGAUCGGCCUGGCUAGUCUGGGCGCCCCUGACGAGUACAUCCAGAAACUCGCCACGUGCUACUGGUUCACGGUGGAGUUUGGCCUGUGUCGACAGGAAGGAGAUGUAAGGGCUUUCGGAGCUGGACUUCUGUCAUCGUUUGGCGAACUUCAGUAUUGUUUGUCGGAUAAGCCGGAACGGAAGGAGUUCGAACCCACAAAGACGGCAGAACAGAAAUACCCUAUUACGGAAUACCAGCCCGUAUACUUCAUCGCCGACAGUUUCGAAGACGCCAAAGACAAAAUGACAGCAUACGCGGACAUGAUCCCCCGACCCUUCACUGUCCGGUACAACCCAUAUACCCAGACCGUAGAGGUCAUCGACAACAAGAACCAGCUUCUGAACUUGACGAGGACAAUCAAAGGUGACCUGAACCUCCUCGAGGACGCAUUGAGGAAAGUUGGGAAAUUAUGAACAGUUCAUUGUGAGUGGUCCCCGAGGAACAAACUAUUUGACUUGACACCAUCAUUUCAUCACGUUUCAGCAUUAUAAAUGUGUUAUAGAACGUAUGACAUCACGUUUUAUUGUUAUUCCAUCCAGAAUGUGUACAAACCUCUAUAUAUACACCAGACAUUGUAAGUAAUCAUUACUGCUAAGCGUUAGGGAUCUAGAUAGGGUAUAUAGCUUAGAUAUAUAUUAUCGAAAUCGGGUUCAGCUGACUUUAGAUUUUGUUUGCUAUCCCACUACAGAAUUUAUUAUGUAUAAAAGAAAGGUAUUUUUUUCUUAUGUUAUCUCAACGAGUAGCUAGUUUCUGAGGCUUUGAUAUGGUGAACGACUCCUCCUAUCUGAUGUUAUUAUUUGUGUAUUGCUUUAACUGUAACUUAAAUCCUCGGAUAUGAUUCUCUAUUCAAAACUACCGAAACAAUUUUUUCCUGCCAACAUUUCCCUCUCGCUGCUUGUGUAGGUAAAACUAGCGCUUAUUUCACAAGUCACAGUUUGGUGAUAUUGGGACACCGUUACAGCUCUAGGUAUUUCUAGUCAUAGAUGGAGGAUAUUAUUCUCAUGCGCUUAAUUUUCUAGUCGUAGUCUUUGUCAAAAUAUGUUUGACAAUAUGCGCCUAUUUUACUAGCCGUAGACGAAAUAAGUUUGCGAAGAAGGUCACUAUUGAAAUCGUGCAUAAAGUUUUAUUUUUGAAUGCGAAUUGAACAGUAUUUCUUUGUUUUCCUGAUCCGACUUGACCAGUGUACGGAAAUGCUUAAAGAAUUGUUAAUGGUAGGAGAAUUCUCGACGAUUGUGGUAAAAUGAACGGUGAAAAACAAUUAUUUUCUCAAUCUAAAAAAAAUGAAUGAAAAUUAAGAGACUAGGUUUCUGAAUGUAUGUUUUUUAGACAACAAAUGUUAUAGUCUGAUGAUGUACAAUGUAUACAAGUAGUGUGGGAUGGUUAUAUUUAAGAUAUAUAAAAUAUAUCAAAGUAUGUCCAUUUUUCACGACAAAUAAUGAUCUAUUUGACAUGUGCAUAAUGCUACAAUAUCUACCUAGAGUUGUUUACUACUCCUAGUAGUAUCUGUAGAUUUAGCCUUGACUUCUGUAUAUAAUUCGGGUUGUGUUUGUCUUCCACUUGAGCGUUUUACAUUUUAUGCAAUGCACACUGCAGCUGCCUGUAUAAAACUAUUUGCCAAUACAGAUUAUUAAAAAAAUGUUUGGUUACCCGACUUUUCCGAAUCGCUUUUAACUUCCAAAGUAAAUACAUUUUACUCAAUAAAUCACAUCUAUGACAGGAACACAGAGAUAAAGACACAGAGCAGCUACACGUCGACUGGCAGCGACAUUUAAACAACGGGUAUUUAUGACGGUAUUUUAUCAAUUUUAUACGAAAAAAAAAAGUUUUGGAAGUUUAUUUUUUACGGUAUCCAGAGCACAAUGAGCCACUCUCUUACUGUUCAUAUCGAUCUCUAGUGUAAUAGGCCAUAGUGACAGCAAUGUAUUUCGAAAGAAAGGUGUAUGGCUUGUCGUGAGUUCAGUUAAUUAUUGAAAGCAUAAUGUUCAGAACAAAUAAAUGACGGAUUGACCGACUUUCGCCACACAUUAUCGUUUCCAUUCUGAUACGUGUGUGUGUAAUAAACCAACAUCUAUGUGGUGUAUACAUAUAGAUAGGCUAUAAGGUUGUAUAAACUUUAGUUUUACUAGAAGUAGGGUAUUAAGAUGUGAUUGUAUCAUAAUCAUUCCACUAACUAAGGAAUAAUGUUAUGUGUUAAUCUAUUCUAUCAUAUGGUUUGUCAGUUAUCUAAACAGAGUUUGUAUAGAUGUUUACUAUAUUUACUGAUUUCAAACUUUUGCGGAGUUUUGUUUUAAAAUAAAGGGUGUUACGUAU
Molecule: messenger RNA, 3376 nt
Organism: Pecten maximus
Lineage: Eukaryota; Metazoa; Mollusca; Bivalvia; Pectinida; Pectinidae
Product: phenylalanine-4-hydroxylase-like
Exons: 13
Coding region: 97-1479 (460 amino acids)
Biological process (GO): L-phenylalanine catabolic process; L-tyrosine biosynthetic process
Molecular function (GO): iron ion binding; phenylalanine 4-monooxygenase activity
Source: RefSeq, a predicted model, not a curated record